This is a messenger RNA of Alligator sinensis (Chinese alligator), 3353 nucleotides long. It is a transcript of the gene BNIP3, whose product is annotated as BCL2 interacting protein 3. NCBI's taxonomy places the organism in Eukaryota, Metazoa, Chordata, Crocodylia, Alligatoridae. Gene Ontology annotation, biological process: positive regulation of apoptotic process; mitochondrial outer membrane permeabilization. The record is from RefSeq and is a predicted model, not a curated record. The coding region runs from base 132 to 734 and encodes 200 amino acids. Gene Ontology annotation, cellular component: nucleus; mitochondrial outer membrane; mitochondrial envelope. The transcript has 6 exons.
GCACCUUCGUCACCGCGCGCAGGGGGUGGAAUCUUGCGGCGCCCAAUCAGGAGGGGCCGCCCCCUGACGUCGGCGUCCAGGCCACAGGAGCUGUUCCCCCAAUAACAACAACAACAGCCGCCGCCGCCGCGAUGUCGCAGGACGAGAACCUGCAGGGAUCCUGGGUGGAACUGCACUUCAGCAGCAAUGGGAAUGGCAAUAGUAACACUAUCCAACCAACCAAUCAAGAACAAGUACCAGCCUCUCUUUCUAUUUACAAUGGUGACAUGGAGAAAAUUCUCUUAGAUGCCCAGCAUGAAUCUGGAAGGAGCAGUUCAAGAGAGAGCUCACGCUGUGACAGCCCUCCUCGGUCCCAGACACCUCAUGACAUUAACAAAGCUUCUGAGAUGGAGAGUCACAGCAGUGGAGAAAAGAGUAGCUCUCAGUCUGAAGAAGAUUUUCUUGAAAGAAGGAGAGAAGUAGAAAGACUCUUGAAGAAAAAUUCAGAUUGGAUAUGGGAUUGGUCCAGCAGGCCUGAGAACAUCCCACCAAAGGAAUUCCUCUUUAAACACCCUCGUCGAACUGCCACUCUCAGCAUGAGAAACACCAGUGUGAUGAAGAAAGGGGGCAUAUUCUCAGCAGAGUUUUUAAAGAUUUUCCUUCCGUCUCUGUUUCUCUCUCACUUGCUUGCUGUAGGUCUGGGGAUUUACAUUGGAAGACGUUUGACAACCACAACUUCAACCAGCACAUUUUAAAAGGAUGGUGAAAUUCAGUCUCAAAGCAGCAGGGAUACCCAUCUGGGAAUACAAAACAGUGAAUCACAGAAACUUCUGAAUUUGCAAAGGUUACAUGACCUGUGUGCAUUUGUUUUGUAAAAUGUUGUGUUCCUAGUUUAGUAGUAGAGUGGGAGAAGAGACACUGAAACCAAGCUAUUAUAAAUAGCUUUUUGGAUCAAUUCAUAAAGCAUGCUUCAGACUGAUUAACAUCUACUGUAAUGUAGAGGGAGGCAUUGUUGAAAAUUGAAGAACUCAGUGUUAAGAACAGAUGAAACCUUAGCUUUUAUAUAUAGUACAGAUUGUGAUGUAGCUAAUCAUCCAUCCAAAGUACUGUUUCUUUAUACUCUGUAAAAAGUAAAUAUCGCCAUUAUUAAAGUAAUCAUGACAAUCAGGGGUUAGUCCAAAAGCUGUGGCUUUACAUACAAUAUUUUGGAGAAUGUUGGUGCUUCAUUUGAGGAGACACAUCAUUUACUUAACAUGUCACUUGUCUAUUUUACACAAAACAGACACGAAAUGUUAAGACGCAUUAGAUGCUCAGCUUCUGUAAAUUUUAAAGUUUAAAUUUUAAAGUGAAUUUUAAAUUGCAAAGUUUACAGUCUGGUCCACAACAAGUCUGUAUUAAAAUUUGGACCUUCGUUUCUAAUGAAUCAUUUCCUUUUUCAGUUGCUGUUCUUAUUUUCAAAUUAAUUAAAAUUCCCGUCGCUGUGUCUUCUUGCAGAAUACAGCUUUUUUUAUUUUCAAUUUGUGAAAACAAGGAAACGAUCUAUUUCCCUUUUCAGGUGGUUUUGUUCCUAUAUGGAUCCAAAGCAGGCAGUAUGUUUGUUUCUGUGUUUAUUUGUACUUACAAAACCCAUUUUAAUUCAGGUGUUUUAUCUUCAUUUAGUGAAAUAGACAAAAAUAAUCUUUGCCAUAUCCUUUGGAGGAUUUAUGUAUUUAAAUAAAGUUUUUUCUUGUGGAUUCAGAAUGGGUUCACCAUCUUCUUUUUCCCCAGUGUUGAGAAAUAAUUUCUGAAGGUUAGAGAUUAAGAGGCACUAUUUCACUGUCAGGGUAGCUAGGAUCUGGAACCAACUUUCUAAGUAAGUGGUCCUCGCUCCUACCUUGGAUAAAUUCAAAAAGAGAGGUUAGAUGAUUACCUGUCUGGGGUCAUGUGAUCCCAGCGUGUGCUCCAACCAGUGGCGGGGGGUUAGACUAGAUGAUCUGUUCAGGUCCCUUCUGACCCCUAACUACUAUGAAAGCUGAAUCUUUGGUAGUGUCAAGGUUAUUUUUACGGUAUGUGCUGUUCUUUUAAAUACUUUGCAGAUAUUUACAUCUAAUUAAUUAGUAUUGGAAAAAAAAAGUCAAAUUUAUAAUCAUAGAAAAUAAGGGUUGGAAGGGACCUCAGGAGGUCAUCUAGUCCAACCCCCAUAAUGUAGAAUGAACACACGCUGUCUGAACCAGCACAGUACACGUUGCUUUCAUCUGUUUGCAGUAUCAUCAUUUAAAAAUAAAUUUGUUUUUUACUUUUGGUUUUAUCACUUUUUGGGGAAGUCAGGACUUUUUUUGUACUUGGAAUGGAACUGAAAUUAAUAUGGCUUUUUGUAAUGCCUCCAUUUAUGGUUAACAGUGAGCACCCUAUACUAUAAUAGUGUUCAUGCUGUACCCUUGAUGGGGUAUCACAGCUAGGGGAAUAGUCUACUGCUGCAAAGCAAAACAGUGAUAUUAAACCCCUGGGCCAAAUUCUGCAGUUAUACACAUGCUUAACCUUCCUUAUGAGUAGUCUGUUCGAGGUUAUUGGAACUUUUCAACUAUAUGAAGUUAAGCACGUGCAGUACUAGGAGGAUGAGGGCAUAAUGUUGUACUGAAUUUCUUUAUAUUUUAUUAAUCUUCUCAACAGGAGAUUCAUCAGAUUUAUUUGGCUUCUAUAAAUAGCCUUUUCCAUCAAAUAGUAAAUCAUUGAAAAUAGACGCAACUGAGAACCUAAAACCUGACACGAUUUAAUUAUUAAAACCCCAGUUGAGGUUUUUGAAAGGGAGUGCCAGUACCUCUAAAGUUCAUUCCAAAGCCAAAGUUAGGGUAGAAUUAAACCACUUCUUUUUAUUACCCUGACUUACUGAGGAUACUUUGAGAUUUGAAUAGCUGUCAGAUAAAUGUGCCCAAGAAUACCACCCCUUCCCCCAAAAUCAAUGCACUUUUGUGUAAUAACUUAGCACCAAUUAUUUUGGGUACUUUUAAAGGAAGAGUAAGCCAAUAAGUCUCUUAUUGGCUUAGACAGCAUCAAAUAAACCUAUAUCUUGCAACGGUACUUUUACUUGUAGCCCCAGUCAGCUUGCAUGAAUGUAUGUACAUAUUGAAUUUUAUGUAGCUGGGAUUCUUAAAAACCACUUUUCCAGUGGUGUUAGAUUAACAGUUCUUGAUUUGCUUUCAUGUUAAAAAAUGUAGUGCAUUAAAGUUCCUUGUAUUUAAAUAGAUUCUGACCUAAUUAGAGUGAUAUUUUUAAAAGUUUAACAGGUGUUGUUGAAUGCAUUUUCUGGUACCACAGAGGUAACAUUCAGUUAAAUACUAUUAUUAUGUAUUGAUUGUAUGAAAGCACCAACCAUUAAUAAAAAGUGAGGCAAUGUA